ACUUCUCCAUAGAAAAUAUCAAUCAAACCAGAAAAAAGCCAAAAAUCAAAGAGUCAAGAAUCAAGAAAGCGAUUUCAUAACAACUAACAAAUGGAUUUGGGAAGGUUUCCGAUAAUCUCAAUCCUGGAGGACAUGCUCGAUGUCCCCGAAGAACACAACGAGAAGAGCCGCAACAAUCCAUCAAGAGCUUACAUGCGAGACGCUAAGGCAAUGGCUGCUACACCAGCUGACGUCAUCGAGCACCCGAACGCGUACGCUUUCGUCGUUGACAUGCCUGGGAUCAAAGGAGACGAGAUCAAGGUUCAGGUGGAGAACGAGAACGUGCUUGUGGUGAGCGGAGAGAGGAAGAGGGAGAACAAGGACAAGGAGAGCGAAGGUGUGAAGUAUGUGAGGAUGGAGAGGAGAAUGGGUAAGUUUAUGAGGAAGUUUCAGCUGCCUGAGAAUGCUGAUUUGGAAAAGAUCUCUGCUGUUUGUAACGACGGUGUGUUGAAAGUGACUGUCCAGAAACUUCCUCCUCCUGAGCCUAAGAAACCAAAGACAAUUCAAGUUCAAGUCGCCUAAGUUUGUUUGUGAUCAUGUUCUGUGUUUUGUUUUCGGUCUUUUAAUGGAUGUAAUGGGAGUGAAGCAAUAAGUUUGUGGUUCUAAUAUGUGAUCAAGUAAGUUGUUUCUCUGUUCAUCUUUCUCUUUGUAAGAUCUUUCUAAUCAAUGAAGUUAUCUUAAGUAGC
Messenger RNA from Capsella rubella, 725 nucleotides. RefSeq names its product 17.6 kDa class II heat shock protein. The transcript has a single exon. The record is from RefSeq and is a predicted model, not a curated record. The coding region runs from base 91 to 561 and encodes 156 amino acids. Gene Ontology annotation, biological process: protein complex oligomerization; response to salt stress; protein folding. Lineage: Eukaryota; Viridiplantae; Streptophyta; Magnoliopsida; Brassicales; Brassicaceae.